This is a messenger RNA of Orycteropus afer afer, 774 nucleotides long. It is a transcript of the gene UPK1A, whose product is annotated as uroplakin 1A. The transcript has 7 exons. Lineage: Eukaryota; Metazoa; Chordata; Mammalia; Tubulidentata; Orycteropodidae. Gene Ontology annotation, cellular component: membrane. The coding region runs from base 1 to 774 and encodes 257 amino acids. The record is from RefSeq and is a predicted model, not a curated record.
AUGGCUUCUGCAGCGGUGGAGGCAAGGAAAGGAUCCCCAGUUGUGGUGGGGCUGCUGGUGGUUGGCAACAUCAUUAUUCUGCUGUCAGGCCUGGCCCUGUUUGCUGAGACAGUGUGGGUGACGGCUGACCAGUAUCGUGUUUACCCUCUGAUGGGCGUCUCGGGUAAGGACGAUGUCUUCGCUGGCGCUUGGAUUGCCAUCUUCUGCGGUUUCUCCUUCUUCGUGGUGGCCAGCUUCGGCGUGGGUGCUGCACUCUCCCGCAGCAAGGCCAUGAUCCUCACGUACCUGGUGCUCAUGCUCAUCGUCUACAUCUUUGAGUGCGCCUCCUGCAUCACAUCUUACACCCAUCGAGACUACAUGGUAUCCAACCCAUCCCUAAUCACCAAGCAGAUGCUGACCUUCUAUAGUGCAGACACGGACCAGGGCCAGGAGCUGACCCGCCUCUGGGACCGCAUCAUGAUUGAGCAAGAGUGCUGCGGCACCUCCGGGCCCAUGGACUGGGUGAACUUUACAUCAGCCUUCCGGACAGCCACUCCAGAGGUGGUGUUCCCCUGGCCCCCACUGUGCUGCCAACGGACUGGCAACUUCAUCCCCCUUAAUGAGGAAGGCUGCCGCGUAGGCCACGUGGACUACCUGUUCACCAAGGGCUGCUUUGAGCACAUUGGCCAUGCCAUCAACAGCUACACUUGGGGCAUCUCAUGGUUUGGAUUCGCCAUCCUGAUGUGGACGCUCCCUGUGAUGCUGAUAGCCAUGUAUUUCUACACCACAAUAUGA